AUGGAACCUAGAAAAGCAUCCUCUUCGACUUCGGGCUUCUUCCAGGCCCUCCCGAUAGUGCCGCCUCAAUAUACAUCUCCCUCGACAUCCCCCUCAGGCACAUCUUCGCCUCACGAACUAUCAGACGACCCCGUGCUAGCACGGAUCCUGUCUCUCUACCUCCCCAGCCCGAUCCCAGCACAGAUAUCAAGCCAUCUGCACGACUUUUCCCGUCUCGUUCUCCGACCAUCAACCCUCCAACACACCAUCGACUGCGACAUUGACCCGCCGACGAUCCGCCCUCUGACCACCUUCGGCGAGGAGAAUAGAGUCGAUUCUCUGCGCACGAGCGAAGGCUGGCGGGAGCUCAAGAAGAUCCAGACGCCCGCCGGCGUGGUGGGACACGGGUAUCCUCAUCCCCAACAUGGCGCGCCUGCCCAAAACUUCAACCGCCGCACCCACCAGUACGGGACUUUGCAUCUCUGGCACGGCACGGCUGCAGUGUCGACCUGUCCCAUGGCCAUGACGGACGGGGCAGCCGUCUUGCUCCGCCGGCAUUUCGACGACCCAGACGGCGAUCAACCGGGCCGGGCGGCCGUGUUUCGCGAGAGCUACGACCGCCUGGUCUCGCUGGACAACAGCUACGCGUGGACGAGCGGGCAGUGGAUGACGGAACGGAGCGGCGGGAGCGACGUGCGUGGCACCGAGACCGUGGCGCGCCGGCUCACCGCACAGGAAAUCCAAGCCGACGUGGCCACAGGACGGGACAAAGAUGACCACAACCUGCCCUUGGGGCCCUGGCUCGUCGACGGCUUUAAAUGGUUCUCCUCGGCCACUGACGCGGACAUGGCCGUCCUCCUCGCCCAGACGGCCAAGGGCCUCAGCGCAUUCUAUGCCCCGCUGCGUCGUCGCGCCGGGCACAAGGCGAAUUCGUCGUCUUCGUCCGCGUCACGCGCAACACUCACCACCGAAUCAUCUGCCGCCGCCGGCCAAGCAUACCCUUCCGAGACGAACGGCGUGCGCAUCCAGCGCCUCAAAUCCAAGCUCGGCACCAAGGGCGUCCCUACCGCGGAGCUGGAACUCAAAUCCAUGCGCGCCUACCUCGUCGGCCAGGAAGGCCAGGGAGUCAAGGAGAUCUCCUCCAUUCUGAACAUCACGCGCCUGCACACCGCCAGUGGCGCGGCCGGCGGGUGGGCCCGCGGCCUCGCCGUGUCCCGCUCGUACACGCAGGUGCGCAAGAUCCGCGACGGCCAGCUCCUCUGCGACAACGCGCAGCACCUCGCCUGGAUGGCGGGCGAGACCGUCAAGUACCGCGCGAGCGUGCACCUCGUCUUCUUGGCCGUGGCUCUCCUCGGCGCCACAGAGCAGGACUACGGCACCAUCACCCGCGGCACGCUCGGCGCAGCCACCCUGAUCCCCCGGACGAGGGCUGGGCAAGGAAAUCUCCUCCGCCUGUUGACGCCCGUGAUGAAGGCGCAGGUCUCGCUGAACAGCGUGCUGGGGCUGCGCGAGUGCAUGGAGUCCCUGGGCGGGGUCGGCUACUGCGAGAACAACGAGGACGGCGGCAUCAUGAACAUUGCCCGCCUGUUCCGCGACAGCGCCGUCAAUCCGAUCUGGGAGGGCACCACGAGCGUCAUGGCCGAGGACGUCGCGCGGGUGCUCAAGAACCCCAAGGCCCGGGGUCGGAACGUGCUGGACGAGACCCUGGGCGCGUGGACGCGGGAUGUGCUGCGCGCGGUUGAGGGCCAAGGGACGUUCUCGCGCGAGCUAGACAUGGUGCGGAACCGGUAUGCCGUGCUGGAGCAGACGGUUCGGACUUCCGACUCGGCUGCUCUGCAACGAAGUGGCAGAGACGUCCUGCGUCAUAUCGAGGCCGUCACGUGCGCUUGUCUGCUCAUGUUUGACGCCGUCGUAGAUGGAGACGCCGUUGCCGUCGAGAUUGCUCGGCGAUGGGUCAGAAUGAACGCCGUGCCCAGCGACAAGGUGAAGCUCCAGGAGGAACAAGGGCCUGGUGACCUCACGACCGAGGUUGACAUGGACAGGCGCAUUUUUCUGGGCGCAGCAGCAAUGUCAAGCCCACUGCCCGCGACGAGACAAGCGAGGCUUUGA
Messenger RNA from Cladophialophora yegresii CBS 114405, 2088 nucleotides. RefSeq lists its product as uncharacterized. Bases 1 to 2088 code for a protein of 695 amino acids. The record is from RefSeq and is a predicted model, not a curated record. The transcript has a single exon. Gene Ontology annotation, molecular function: oxidoreductase activity, acting on the CH-CH group of donors. Lineage: Eukaryota; Fungi; Ascomycota; Eurotiomycetes; Chaetothyriales; Herpotrichiellaceae.